CUCUACACCUAUGAUUUAGUCUUUUUGCUAUAAUACAUUGUUUUUAUCACAAACCACAAAAAAAUUUAAGUGUCUAAUGCUUAAUCGUUGACUGUGCAAUAUUUCUUUUGUGUUCUUUUUACGUGCAAAUUAUUGAUUAAACAUACUCAACUAACUCUAAUACUACAAACAUACACCUGAAACACCGAGGCUGAAUUUACAGCUACAACACACUGGAAGCCUUUAUCGAUUUCACCUAAAAUGUAUAAAUACAGUGUAUUAAUACAAUAAAAUUUAUAUAACUACAUAUUGUUAUAUCCAUGCAGAAUUAAUCCAAAACCUCAUCAUACUCCGAAGAAUUCAUAUCAAUGAUCCCAUACAUUGUAAAACAUUUAUGAAUUAUACAAAUGAAAAAAAUAACGGCCAUAAACUGAACUUACGGAUAACACACACACACACAGCAGCAGCGCUUAGAUAAUGGAAGUAUCGGCCGAUCCCUAUGAUCCAUACGAGCAGAAAUUGUAUCAGAUGUUCCAGAGCUGUGAGACAUCAGAUCGUAACAAUGGCCUGCUCGACGAAGUCUCACUAACACGCCUUUGCCAGCUGCUCCAGUUACGUGACCAGGGCUCGGCGCUGAUCUCCAGCCUAACUGCGAGCAGUCCCAGCUCCAAGUUGGGCGUUUCGUUCGAACAAUUUAAAGUGGCGCUGCUGAACUUUCUGGGCCCCGAAUUCGAGAGCUCGUCGCGGUCCGCAUUGAGCACAGCAUCUGGAUUUAAAGAACGUUCCUUGGUGAUUAGUGACGAGUCAGCUACCAAAUUCUACUCUGAGAUACAGCCUGAAGGCGACGCUUCCGAUCGUGAGGUUUCUCCCAAACUGAUAGUGGGCACCAAGAAAUAUGGACGUCGCUCACGGCCACAUCAGAUUCUAGGUCUCGACGUUACGGACUCGGACAAUACGGACGAGGAUCAGCACAAGAGCCUAAACGGCUGCAGCGAUCACACCGUGCAAGUGCAACGCUCAUCCUCACAAAGCGAUCUUCCUGGCAGUCGAGUCUUGCGCUCCGUCCACUACAGUGGGAGCAAGCUCAAGCGGUGCGCCUCGCUACCGGCACGCAAAAAUAUGCACUCCAAAAUGAUGACAACAUCAGCAACAACGAGCGCCACAACGUCCUCGACAGUAGGUACGCAAGUCGGUAAUAGCAGCAAAAAAUGUAAUCUUAGAGAGGCACAAAAGGAGUGCAGUAGCGUGGAAUCGCUGGAAAUGAUGACGCCACAUCAACUGGAAACGAUCAGUGCUCACAGCCUCAUUGAGACCUGGGAAAUGGCGAAUAUCGUUAAUAGUGUGGGUCUAUUGCAUGCCCUGGGCUUCGACGAUGAGGAUGAGGAGGUGAACAUUAAUCAGUUGACCAAAGUGCUUGAGGAAGAAUUGCGUGGACUGGAGCACGAUCCAAAUACGAAUGUGCUGCGUGCGCUAAUAGCGCUGCAAGCUGUUGAACUAGGCUCGCUGCGUCAGGCAUAUCGUCAGCAAUAUCAGGAGAAUCAGAAACUGCGAUCCGAUAACAAGGCGGCCAAUCAGCGCGUGGCGAUGUUGGCAGCCGAGGUGGAUGAGCGGCAUGCCAUAUUGGAGGACAACUGCAAGCAGGAGGUGCAACAGCUGGAGCAACGGCAUGCGAGUAUGGUGCGCGAAUUGACGCAGCGUAUUACAAGCGAUCGUGACCAUUGGACCAGCAUGACAGCAAAAUUGGAAGCUCAGAUUAAGAGCCUCGAGCAAGAGGAGAUUAAGCUGAAGACUGAGCUAGAACUGGUGCGCACUGAAAAUAGCGAACUGGAGAUGGAGCAGCAGAAGGUCCAUCUGCAAAUGACUGAGCUACUGGAGCAAAACAUUAAGUUGAACAAGGAAUUGGCCAUGUCCGAGCCCAUUCGGUCCGAAACGAAAUCAGAAAACAACGAUCAUGCUGUCAUUGGGCGAGAUAAGUCCACUGACGAUGAUGAAAUGCUGCACGUUAUGGAGAAGAUGACUGCAUUGCAAAUGGAGAACGCACAGCUGCGCGACAAAACUGAUGAGCUGACAAUGGAAAUCGAGAACUUAUACGUUGAUCUGGCACGCACAAAGUCUAGAAAAAAGCAAGCUGCUUCUCCUACUGCUGCGAAUGCGUCUGCUGCGGAGUCAACCGAAGGCGAAGAGCUGGAGGCUGUUGGCGUUGCGCUGGCCACGAAACGGCGAGGUGACUCACCAAGCAAGCCGCACAUAACUGGGGAAAGCCCGCGGCAGGGAAAACAGCGCAAGUGUUCGGAGGCAGGCGAGGUUAGUGAUAAUAGCGGCGAUUGGCUAGCGCUCAAUUCAGAAUUGCAACGCUGUAAGAAUCAUGAGGAAGAGAUUGCGUCGCUACGGCGAACCAUAGAGCAGUUGGAGCAAGAACUGCAGGCGGCAACUGCCAAGUCAACGGAGAGCAGCAGCCGUGCCACGUCGCCGGAGACACGCUGCAAGGAGCUAGAGAGCAGUUUAGAGCAAAUGCAGCGAGCUUACGAGGACUGCGAAGAUUACUGGCAGGCCAAACUAAGCGAGGAGCGGCAGAUGUUUGACAAAGAGCGCCACAUAUACGAAGAGGAGCAGCUGGAAAGUGACAAAAAGUUCACGGAGCUGAUGGAGAAGGUGCGCGAAUAUGAGGAACAGUUCAGCAAAGAUGGUCGGCUGUCGCCAAUCGAUGAGCGCGAUAUGCUGGAACAGCAAUACGUGGAGCUCGAGGCGGAGGCCGCAAGUCUGCGGAGCAACUCAAUUCGCAUGCUAGAGGAGAAAUCUCAACAGAUUAGCGCAUUACAGAGCGAGAUCGAAGAUUUGCGUACACGUCUAGGCGAAAGCGUGGAAAUCCUAACUGGUGCAUGUGAGAUCAACUCUGAUGCACUGCAGCAGAUCAGUGGGCAGUCGGGCCAAAGGCCUGCCAGCUCACCCAUCAGUUACCUGUGGCACCAGAGCACAAUCCAGGAGCCGCUGAAAACAUUUGACGGUGCCAGCGAGGAAAACAGCGCCAAGGUCUUGGCUCUGCUUGGCGAAUCGCCAACUCACAAAGCGACCAGCCGUACUACGCCAGUUGAUACUUCGCCAUCGAGCCCCUCGCUUACAAAUACUGACACCAAAUAUGCUUCGUCGGUCAGUAUUUGCACGCCGGCGCCCAUUUGUAAGCCCAAAUCGCCGCCGUCUGAGGGCGAAAUCGCUGAUAGCGAGACAUCGUCAACAGCAUCGAACAAGAGCUUUGACUCGCGAAGUAUUGUGUCGACGAGUAAAGCCUCUUGCUUAAGCAACGAGAAAUGCAAUAGCCCAAGUGUCCUUAAGGAGGAAUUAAAGCGUCUCAAGUUCUUUGAGCUUUCGCUCAAGGAGCAGAUCAAGGAUCUGAGCCUGCAACGUGACGGUUUAGUCAUGGAACUGCAACAGUUGCAGGAAGCACGUCCCGUUCUCGAGAAGGCAUAUGCGCGAACUACACAUCCGACACUUCAGCAGCGACUUAAUCAACUCGAGUUGCGCAAUCGUCAUUUACAGAAUGUAGUUAAACAGCAGCAAAAAUAUACCGAGUCCCUGAUGCAGCAAUCGUGGCGUCAGCAUCAAGUGGAUCUCAACGAAUUGCAUAGCCGCAUCGAAGCACAAGCCGUUUUAAUUGCCGAUCAGACACAGCGUCUGCAGAACGCCGAUAUUCUUGUGAAGGAUUUGUAUGUGGAGAACUCGCAUCUGACUGCCACAGUGCAGCGCCUGGAGCAGCAAAGGGCGCGAGUCAAUCUCAUUCAUCAACAGCAACAGAAACAACAAAUUGGCGCUGCGCUGAGCUCUGGAAUUCCUUAAAAAUUAUGCAGCAAAAAAGCAGAAAACUACAACGGAAGCACAUCGAAGUUAUACGUGUAUAUUAAUCAAUAUACUCGGCACUAUUGCUGCAGUGAUAUUGUUCAAAAUAUGAAAUACAUAUAUUUAUUUACAUGCUAUUUACUUGUUUUGUGUGUGUAUGCCCGUAUAUAACUAAUAAUGUUCUCUAUAUGAAUAAGUUUUCAACUUAAGAGCACCGAUAGAAGCAUCUAUGUACUGAAUAGAACAAUUCUCUGUACUGACUUAUAAAUCAGUAAUCAACUAAUCGAACUUUAUAUUUUGGUAUAUACCAAUGUUGACCUUAUAAACUAAAACAAAAAAAAUAUAAAAAAAGACACAAAUUAAUAGAGUUAACACUAAAAAUAGAUAACAGUAUUUUAAAUCCAUUGUACAUGUUAAAGAAACGAAAGACCAA
This is a messenger RNA of Drosophila navojoa, 4243 nucleotides long. It is a transcript of the gene Nin, whose product is annotated as blastoderm-specific gene 25D. Gene Ontology annotation, cellular component: centrosome. Gene Ontology annotation, biological process: microtubule anchoring at centrosome. Lineage: Eukaryota; Metazoa; Arthropoda; Insecta; Diptera; Drosophilidae. The record is from RefSeq and is a predicted model, not a curated record.